Messenger RNA from Komagataella phaffii GS115, 375 nucleotides. RefSeq lists its product as hypothetical. The record is from RefSeq and is a predicted model, not a curated record. NCBI's taxonomy places the organism in Eukaryota, Fungi, Ascomycota, Pichiomycetes, Pichiales, Pichiaceae. The transcript has a single exon. The coding region runs from base 1 to 375 and encodes 124 amino acids.
AUGGGAUGCUGUGUAUCUAAAGACUCCAAGGGUUCCUCAGAAGGGACCAAUGGGUUGAAUGAAAAGAGAGAAUCGGAGAAGCACACCAGGUCUAACGUUAAAAGCUCUAAACCGAAAAAUAAAACCAAACCUGUUGGUAAAGUUAAACACAAAGAUCAGGGUAAACCUUUAGGUGGGGAUGUGCCCACACAGAAUGGUCUUUCACCAAAGGAAGCUGCUGCUCUUGCUGCGGAAAAGAGACAAGAGAAGAAUGUCAACGGUGCAUUGGGGAAGAAGCUUCAUCAGGAACGAGUCAAGAGUAAUAAAAAACAUCUAGAAGAGCUAAGCCAGCAAAAAUUGCAGGAAAGGAAGGAGACUCCUUUAGUAUUUGAUUAA